AGAUCAAGAUGGAAUUUAUCGACAACAAGCUGCGGCGCUACACCACGUUCAGCAAGAGGAAGACGGGCAUCAUGAAGAAGGCCUAUGAACUUUCCACCCUAACGGGUACACAGGUGUUGUUGUUGGUGGCCAGUGAAACAGGCCACGUCUACACCUUCGCCACACGGAAGCUGCAACCCAUGAUCACCAGUGAGACGGGAAAAGCGCUGAUUCAGACAUGCUUGAACUCUCCUGAUUCCCCUCCUCGGUCGGACCCGACCACUGAUCAGCGCAUGAGUGCAACAGGCUUCGAGGAGACAGAUCUCACUUACCAGGUUUCUGAGUCUGACAGCAGUGGGGAAACAAAGGGUCAUUGGUCGGAGGAAGGAGCAACCGGCUGUUCAGGGCAGGAGGCAAAUACCACAGACCAGAAUCCCCCUGGUUCUGGAGAUCAGGACUCACUGAAACCUGCAUUCACAGUCACCAACUUGCCGGGGACGACGUCGACAAUCCAGACGGCACCCACCACCUCCACCUCCAUGCAGGUCAGCAGUGGCCCCACGUUCCCCAUCACCAACUAUCUAGCGCCAGUCUCUGCCAGCGUCAGCCCCAACACGGUCACCAGUGCCAACGGGACAGUGCUGAAGACCACUGGAACUAGUGCGGUGGCCUCCGGAGGGUUAAUGCAGAUACCCACCGGCUUCACCCUCAUGCCAGGUGCUCCACUCCCUCCUGGGACCCCUACCAUUCCUCUCACUCAGUUACAGCCACAUUCGCUGACCCUCUCUAGCCAGCAGGGCCAGGUGGCGUUGGCAGGUACACCUGGAGAGCUACAGCAGGCACAGCAGACAGUCUUCCGAUUUCCAGCCGCAGCCGGAGGGCAGAUUGUGUCUCUGACAGGUGGCGCAGUGGCUCAGCAAGUUCCUGUGCAAGCCAUCCAGGUGCAUCAGGCCCCGCAGCAGACGUCUCCUACGAGCGAUAGCAGUACUGACCUCACCCAGACAUCUUCCAGCGGGACAGUGACCUUGCCAGCUACCAUCAUGACUUCAUCAGUGCCAACCACCGUAGGAGGCCACAUGAUGUACCCCAGCUCUCAUACAGUGAUGUAUGCGCCAACUUCAGGCCUCACGGAUGGGGGGCUGGCCGUCCUCAAUGCCUUCUCCCAGGCACCAUCAGCAAUGCAAGUUUCACAUGGGCAGGUCCAAGAUCAGGGAAAUGUUGCUUACUGUGGAUCAUGGCUAAGCAGCCUGCCUUGUGAUUUUCGGUCUGGCAGGUGGAGUUCCUCAGGUGUUCCUUACAGCACCAUCAGGAACAGUUCAAAUCCCAGUCUCUGCUGUCCAGCUACACCAGAUGGCCGUCAUUGGCCAGCAGUCUAGCAGCAGUGCCAACUUGACAGAGCUGCAAGUAGUCAACCUGGACGCAUCACACAGUUCCAAGAGUGAUUGAGCAAAUAUGGGAGGACCUGGUUGCAGGAGAGGGGAGAAAGUGGGUACCUAGUACCCAAACCUGCAGCUGCUGCCACCUUCGGCUUUGUGCUGUGUGCAUGGCCCCAGGAUCUGCGUCACUCCUCAAGCUGCACCAGGAUCUCGGGGUUCCCUGUUUUUUUGUAUGGACUGUCACUUAUUUAUUGUUGCCUUUUUCACGUUUUUUCUUCUCUCACACUUUACACUGACACACAAACACAGUCACACACACACACACACAUACACACAGACUGUACACAAAUGCAUAUUAAAAGUGGCU
Messenger RNA from Pogona vitticeps (central bearded dragon), 1722 nucleotides. RefSeq names its product serum response factor (gene SRF). Gene Ontology annotation, biological process: positive regulation of transcription by RNA polymerase II. The record is from RefSeq and is a predicted model, not a curated record. Gene Ontology annotation, molecular function: cis-regulatory region sequence-specific DNA binding; DNA-binding transcription factor activity, RNA polymerase II-specific; protein dimerization activity. Lineage: Eukaryota; Metazoa; Chordata; Lepidosauria; Squamata; Agamidae.